AUGAUUCUGAAGUUUCUUGGGGCCGUUGUUUGCCUCUUCUCCAUUGCUUCGGCUCGACAGUGCCCCGAUGGUGCUUCAGACUACUCGGCCGGAAACCAGUGUCUGAUCGCGUUUGAUGCCGCUGCCACCUUCGACUCCGCUCAAAAAGCCUGCGCGCUUGGCGGUCAAUUGGUUCAGCCGGUGAACCGACUGCACAACAUGUUGGCUGCCGCUCAGAUUCAGCAGGCCCUCAGCGCUCCCAAUGCCUUUAUCGGCGUUAUGAAAAUUAACGGGACGUGGAGAUACGCUGACGGCUCAUCGUUGACGUAUCAGAAUUGGAAAAGUGCUGACGAGCAAAACAAGCCAGGCGCCUCCUGCGCGUUCCUGAAUGGCAAGGACUUUUACUGCUCUUAUUGGUUCCUGAUUGGCUUGAGCCACGGUAAUUGGACGGAUGGUACGCCGUUCGACUUUAAUAGCAUCUCGGGCGACCGGAACGCCAGCACCUAUUCGCUUCGACUCGGGUGGAGUCUCUACAUGUAUCCGGGCAACAUUACCACGCCGUACGCCAGCUACGUCUGCAAGCAGCCGGCAAAUGUCGACGGACUCACACGAAAGAAGGUGAUCAGCACGGCCAUCAAGAAGGUCGCGUCAGUCAAGGCGGGACGCGGCUUCGUGGAGCGGUACUGCCCGUACGAUUCUAUCAGUUACCCGGCUGCUCAUGAAUGCGUAAUGGGCAUGAAAGUUGGCGCGACCUACGGAACGGCGGGCCGAAUUUGUUCACUUGGCGGUCGUCUUAUCCAGCCGAUGAGCAACGACGAGAAUCUGAUGGCCGGACUGCAGAAUGCGGCAGAACUUGGCGGCCAGGCGACGUACAUAGGUGUGGAACGGAUCGAUGGAACGUGGUAUUACGCUGAUGGCACUGAACUGAAGUAUCAGAAUUGGAAGAGUCCGGCCGAGAUCAACAACCCUGAUCACGGUUGCGUCGUCCUGAACAGCUCGGACUUCUUCUGGUACUCUGCUGAUUGCCUCAGCAAGCGAGCCUUUAUCUGCACGACGCCAGACCAGACUCGAGUAUGCCUGCCCGGCUGGACGUACUUCCCGCUGACCGGGUACUGCUACUACACCCAGAUGGCGAUGAACUGGAACCCACCCCCUCAACUGAAUUUCACCACCGCCGAAGCCGUCUGUGCCAAUGAGGGCUCGCAUCUGGUGUCGAUUCACAGCGACGAGGAGAACCAGUUCGUUGCUGACCUGCUUUCCUCGGCGAUGUCCACCUAUCAACACGACUGUGACGCCCGCCUCCAAACAGUCAUCGGUCUCAGCCACAGCAAGUGGACCGACGGCAGCACGUUCGAUUACAACACUGGACUAGGAAUGGCUGAUUCUUAUGGGAUGAGCGAUCCUGCCUGUCACAGCACCUCGUGGAGCGGCUGGAACGCUACCCAAAUUUACGCGAACUACGUCUGCAAGAAGAGAGCCCACAUGUUGACGUAUUUU
Messenger RNA from Mesorhabditis spiculigera, 1476 nucleotides. The record is from the annotation of a GenBank genome assembly. Lineage: Eukaryota; Metazoa; Nematoda; Chromadorea; Rhabditida; Rhabditidae.